CCCUAGUGUUUAUACGUAAAAUUACAGUUCGGUGGCAGUGACAAGCAAAAAUACGAAAAUGGUGCUGGAGAGUACUAUGAUAUGUUUCGACAACAGCGACUAUCAGCGCAAUGGAGACUAUUUUCCAACCCGUCUGAAUGUCCAGAAAGACGGCAUUAAUCUUGUAUGCCUCACCAAGCUGCGAUCCAAUCCCGAGAACAAUGUGGGACUUAUGACUUUGUCCAACACGGUGGAAGUGCUGGCCACGCUAACCAGCGAUGUUGGACGCAUCUUUUCAAAGAUGCACUUGAUCCAACCCAAGGGCGAGAUAAACCUUUUGACUGGAAUCCGCAUUGCUCACUUGGUGCUGAAGCAUCGCCAGGGAAAGAACCACAAGAUGCGUAUUGUGGUGUUUGUGGGAUCGCCCAUCAAUCAUGAGGAGGGCGAGUUAGUAAAGCAGGCGAAGCGUCUGAAGAAGGAAAAGGUCAACGUCGACAUUGUCAGUUUUGGAGACCACGGAAACAAUAACGAGACCUUGACCGCUUUUAUCAAUGCCCUCAACGGCAAGGACGGCACCGGGUCGCACUUAGUUAGUGUCCCUCGUGGCUCAGCAUUGUCGGAUGCUUUGUUAUCUUCCCCCAUUAUCCAAGGAGAGGACGGCAUGGGAGGUGCUGGCUUGGGCGGAAACGUGUUCGAGUUUGGCGUGGACCCCAACGAAGAUCCGGAGUUAGCCUUGGCUUUGCGUGUUUCAAUGGAGGAGCAGCGCCAGAGGCAAGAGAGCGAGCAACGACGUGCCAAUACUGAGACUUCGGGCACCGCUGGAGGCGAGGCUGGUGGAAGCUCUGGCCAAGGAGGAAACGUAGAGAGUGUUGGCGGAAUUGCUGAGGCCAACACCGAAGAGGCCAUGUUGCAGCGCGCUUUGGCCUUGUCCACUGAAACCCCCGAGGACAACUUGCCGGACUUUGCCAAUAUGACUGAGGAGGAACAGAUUGCAUUUGCCAUGCAGAUGUCCAUGCAGGACGCUCCCGAUGACACGGUUACCCAGCAGGCAAAGCGUCCAAAGACCGACGAGGCCAAUGCUCCCAUGGAGGUAGAUGAAGAUUAUUCGGAGGUAAUUGGAGACCCGGCCUUUUUGCAGAGCGUCUUGGAAAAUUUGCCCGGGGUUGAUCCCCAGUCUGAGGCCGUGCGUGAUGCUGUCGGCUCGCUUAACAAGGACAAGGAGAAAAAGGGCGAUGGCAAGGACUCGCAGAAAAAGUAAAACGCAACUAUAACUAUAUCUUAUAAGAUCGUUUAAAACAUUUCUAUCCCCAUUAAAACAUUUGCAAGCCUUUUAAAAUUAUGCUUCAAGUGAAAAUAUAUACACAAAUACACUAAAACUAGCCACUGA
Drosophila bipectinata is the source of this 1366-nucleotide messenger RNA. RefSeq names its product regulatory particle non-ATPase 10 (gene Rpn10). Gene Ontology annotation, biological process: proteasome-mediated ubiquitin-dependent protein catabolic process. Gene Ontology annotation, molecular function: polyubiquitin modification-dependent protein binding. Gene Ontology annotation, cellular component: nucleus; proteasome regulatory particle, base subcomplex; cytosol. NCBI's taxonomy places the organism in Eukaryota, Metazoa, Arthropoda, Insecta, Diptera, Drosophilidae. The record is from RefSeq and is a predicted model, not a curated record.